AUGAAACGCAGAAUCACUUUUAUCCAGCGCAUCGAUGCCGGAUUCGAUCUGCAGCAGGUCGUUCUGACCUCGUCGUCCCUCUCCGUGCGCGACCUAGACGCCGCGCGGGAAGACCGCUUCACCGUGGAGCUUGACCAGCUCCCGGAACAGUUGCGCGGCGCCCUUGAACACUCCAGCGGGCUUCACCUCCGCUGGGCCUCCGAACGACCUUAUGACGCACUCGCGCCCUUCGCCAGCCGAGUCUCACCAGGCUUGCAUGUGCAAUAUACACCUCUGAAGACAGACGAGUCACCGGAGGCACUGUGCACACUGCUUCGCGCGGUGGUCGGACCAGACAAGGAUGCUCAAUUUAAAGAUUGCACCAAACCGGAGGAAUCAUUCAUCGAACCCCCGCUAUCGACGAAUUCCGCUUCUUCGGCCUCACUACAAUACCACACGCACCUGCCUAGCGUGAAGAAUCUCGUCAAAUAUAUCCAGAAUGAUGUCUGCGCAAAAGAAAGCACUGAGUGCCACACUUCCGCCAAUGCAUUACUCACCGCGGACUCCAUCGAUAUCGACUAUGAUAGCAGCUCUCGUGCUCUGACAGUCUCAGGGUUCUGGGCCAACCCUCCCAAAGGCGGCUGGACAGACCAGAUCGUGAAACCGUCUUCCAGCGCCGAUCAAAUCGAAUUCGGUCUCCUCGGCGCCGAGCCCGGACUUGAACCAGAGGAGAUCAAGAUGGGCGGACUGCUGGCCGUUGUCGGCCAGGACCAGAAACUCAAGCCAACCAUGUUCUCAUUCCCAUCCCGCCACCAGCAUCUCAUCGAAUCAUCCAGCUACACCGUCUCAUUCACACCCCCAACAGGCCUACACCCAGAAAUGUCCAUAACCAUACCAAGAUCGACACUCAAACAACCACCAGCCCCCAACGACGCAACCUGCGCACUUCACACAUAUCUCACACUCCCAUCCACCAUAUUCGGCGACCAAUACCAGCUCGGAACAACAGACCCCCUCUUCCUCGAAUCUCACAACCUCGCAGCCCUCAACGCCCACGCAGGCGAAAUGGACCUCGAAGCCCCAGACUGGGUCGUCAAGAAUUGGGGCUCAUCCUGGCUCCUGGAACUAGCUACCCCUCCCACUCAAGAACAAGACCAAACCGCAGUCCCCUCAAACUGGACAGCAACUAUCCCAUUACAUCUGCGGUACCUCCCGCCUUCGGAAUCGGGAUACCGCACCGCGCAUGUUCCCUGGCCUAUCGUUUUCUGGGCCUGUACCACCGACGAUGAAGAGGGUAUGGGUCCUAAUCCGUUCGAGCGCACACAUCUCGGGUGGGAUGGGUUGUUCGGUCCGCGGACGACGUUCUAUCAGCUGAGUCCUGCGGGUGAACGGCUGGUUGAGGAUGUGGAUGUGCCGGUUCUGCGGCUUAGUGGGGAAGGUAUGUUCCAGGGGAAGUUCAUUGAGUUGGGGACCUGUGUGGUUAUCUCGCUUGGAUUCUUGUGGGUGCUUUUGAAGCUUGUAAGGGUUGCUUGGUCGUCUGGGACUGGGGCGAAUGAGAAGUCUGGGCGGGUUGGAGCCCAUGAUAAGAAGGAUUGA
Molecule: messenger RNA, 1575 nt
Organism: Penicillium olsonii
Lineage: Eukaryota; Fungi; Ascomycota; Eurotiomycetes; Eurotiales; Aspergillaceae
Source: the annotation of a GenBank genome assembly